CCUAGUCAAACUAAGAACUAGUUUAGGGAAUGCGCUGCUCAGCACUUUGUUCAACAUGACGAUUGCGCAGAUUCGGCGUGCGUUGAAAUCGUCAAGAAAAUCUUUGAUGAAAUCGUUCGUGCCAAAGAAUAUGGGAUUUAAACAUGUUUCCAGAGAGGAGAUAAAAACGACCCAUACACGACCUCUAGCGCAAGAAUUGUUCGCUGCAUCUGACCAAAAUAAAUCAAUAAUUGUUUUAGAUGGAACAUAUAUAUAUAUACAAAAAAGUUCAAACUUUUCUUUCGCACGUCGGUCGUACUCCAUGCACAAGCAUAGGCCACUUGUCAAGCCAAUGAUUGUUGUGUCCACCACUGGCUACAUUAUAUCUAUUUUGGGACCGUACUUGGCGGAUAGCAAAAACUCAGAUGCAAAUAUACUGAAACACAUCAUCAAUCAAAAUACUGAGGAUUUUAAGAGCUGGAUUCAGGAAGGUGAUGUGGUCGUAGUUGACAGAGGUUUCCGAGAUGCGUCGACUGUUCUCGAAGAACUUGGUGUAACUAUGCAGAUGCCAUCUUUUAUGCGAAAGGGGUCUACACAGCACACAAGCGAAGAGUCUAACAAGUCGAGGCUUGUGACGAAGGUGACUAUGUGCGAAUUGUUGGAGCAAUCUGCAACCGCUUCAGACCGGCUCUAAGUAGCGGGGACUCCGAUCAAGACAAAAUAGUUGCAGAGAGAAUGUUGUAUUUGUCAGGGCAGAACAACGAUUUACAACAAUUCAUCUCUGACAACGACAUAGAAAAAAUAACCAAGGCAUCGUGGAAACCGAUGGACGAACUAGACAUAAACUGUCCAAUAAUGACCGAGGAUGAACUUAGAUGUCUAAUCUUUGGUGUAUACACAGUUAAGCUGGCGGCUUCUUAUACACAAGAGCACAUGUCAAGUGACGGAAUAUACUCAAUUCACGGUUAUGUGCACAAUAUGAGUUUGCUGUGCUUGAAGUUCCAAAGUCGGCAUGUGUCCCGAAAGCAAUACCUGUCUUACAUACGUUUUAAGGAGGGGUCAGUCGACGCAUGGUUUUGCAGCUGCCCAGUGGGAGCACGUGUAGUUGGAACAUGUGCGCACGUUACAAGUGCGCUGUGGUACCUUUGUUUCAGGCGACACCAAACUGAUCAACCGUCAGAUGGUCCGAGAAAUUGGGCUGCAGACAUUUCAGAUGCUGCUAACGUGUCAUAUUAAAUAUUAAGACGCGCUCUGAGACAUAGACAAAACAAGUCUUAAAAAUGUGUGUUCAUUUACAUCUAAUAAAGACAAAACAAGUCUUAAAAAUGUGUGUUCAUUUACAUCUGAUAAAGACAAAACAAGUCUAUAAAAUGUGUGUUCAUUUACAUCUGAUUAAGACAAAACAAGUCUAUAAAAUGUGUGUUCAUUUACAUCUGAUUAAGACAAAACAAGUCUAUAAAAUGUGUGCUGAAUGAUUUCUCUGAGAAAAAGGGGUUAAAUGCAUUAAUAGGCGUCAAGUGCGCAGUAGAGGGCGUUGUGUUUCUGACAAACACAUCUCUUGUUUAAAGAUGUGAAUGUAAGCAAUAUUACAAUUUGCAACAUUGAAAAUAUUUUAUACUGAUUGUUGAAAGUCGUGUAACUGACAUGUUUAUAAAAUUGACUGGUUUUAUUUUUUUGUUUUUUUGGUGACAAAUAUCAAUGGGCAGAAUAAUGUGUGGAUGGCAUGAUAGAAAAAAAUGUCAUUAUUGGAAGAAUGUGAACAUUUACCAGAUGAAAAUCGUUAGUAUAACAACGAUUGUAUAAACAUAAGCUUCAUACUAUCGCUAUAUUUAAAUCAGAUUUGGGUUUUUCCAAAAAUUGGAGAAUGUGAUUUGUCAACUACGGAAAAACUAAAACGUCAAAAAAGCCAUAUUUGACAAUUAUUAAUGGAAAAUUGUGAGGAAAUAAUAGGAUAAAUAGAAUAUUAUGUUAUUUUUGGAUAAAUAUCAAGUUUAUCAUGCUCGGCACGAACUAUGUUAGCGCUCGGCAUGCCUCGCGCUACAUCGGUUCUAAGCCUCGCAUGAUAAACUUGAUAUUUAUCCAAAACUCACAUAAUAUUCUCUAUAUGUACAAGGUUACGCGAUCAGGAUGUGCAUACGGAAUAUGUUAUUACAAUAGGUCAUGAUAUUACACCGUAUUUGUUGUUGUUUUAUUAAUAUUUUCGUUGUUACUUAUAAGAAUGUUCUAGUUUUAUUAUGAUGAUGCGAUUUAAAAAAAUGUUAUAAACAAUGUGUGAUUAUUUUGCGUAAAACAUUUAGCGAUAUGAAGAAAUAAUAAUAUCAUAUGACAUGUAAUAUGUUACUUUGAUUUAUGAACAUGAAUUAAAUCAUUUCUCACAUUGUG
This is a messenger RNA of Dreissena polymorpha, 2361 nucleotides long. RefSeq lists its product as uncharacterized. The transcript is spliced from 4 exons. NCBI's taxonomy places the organism in Eukaryota, Metazoa, Mollusca, Bivalvia, Myida, Dreissenidae. The coding region runs from base 56 to 673 and encodes 205 amino acids. The record is from RefSeq and is a predicted model, not a curated record.